This is a messenger RNA of Linnemannia hyalina, 3651 nucleotides long. The record is from the annotation of a GenBank genome assembly. NCBI's taxonomy places the organism in Eukaryota, Fungi, Mortierellomycota, Mortierellomycetes, Mortierellales, Mortierellaceae.
AUGUCCCUUGCCGAGGCAUCCGCAUCGACAGCCGACAAGGAGUCCUUGAUCGCACCCAUAUCGUCGACUGCCGCACCCGAUUCUCAGGAUCAUCCUCGCUCCGCCCCAGGCACUCCAAGCACCCCUUCACCAGCUUCCGCUCCCCCAGCAUCCCCCUCUUCAUAUCAUCCACCUGCCUCUAUCUCCUCAACAGAUGCAACCCGAUCCUCACCACAACCUUUACCGCCAACCAGCGACAACACCUCUGGCUCGAUCCCAACAUCCAAUGCCCUGGCAUCCUCUCUCAAAUCCCGGAUCUCUUCCUCUGCCUCGCUAUCGUCCCUCUCCUCCACAACUCCCACCAGCAUCAUCAGUCCAAAACCUUACACUGCCUACGACCACUCCACUGCCGCCGCCUCUUCAGCUUCACUCUCUGCUGCCACCAGUUCUCUGCUGAUGCUAUCGGGAUCCAAAGGCGUCCAUUCAGAUGCUUCAAACCAUACAGCUAAGAACGUGCACAUCAAGUCGGAGGAUGUAGAAUCGACCAGGGUCAGACCUCGCUCCCCAGAGAACCACAAUACCCACCUCUACGCAUCCCAAAGUCGCUCGAGCUGGGAACACCAACAGCAACCACAACAUUACAGCCAGCACCACCAAAACAACCAACAACAUAGCACCCAGCACCAAUGGUGGCAGUCAAGCCGAGGCUCGGAGGAUGAGGAGAUGGGCCACAGUGGCCCGGAUCAAUCUAGACAGCAUGAAAAAGAGAACCAUGAUGGCCAAUCACAUCGGAGUCAUCCUUAUCACAAUUCGCACCAUCUCGGCUCUUACCAUCAGCAUCAGCAGCGUGAACGUGAAGAUACGGAUGAAGAUAUGACGGACAUAUCGACUGGAGCUGGUCUCAAAGUGCCUAGAGCUCGCAAGCGUCUUGCUUCUCCCAACUCCCCUAGGUCGACUCCUGGCAGAGAUACCGCGACCCCUGUUGAAUACUCUAUGACCCCCUCCCCUAGAUUGCCACCUCGGACAUCAGGAAGCCCUGGAGCAUCAAGCUCAUCCCGUUCACGAAAGAACUCUAUCGGUGGAGCCAAAAAGGAACACAAGGUCGGUGUCACUGCAACCAGCUGUGCCAAUUGCGGUACGACUACCACGCCGCUCUGGAGACGCGCCGGCAACGGGCAGACAAUCUGCAAUGCUUGUGGUCUUUAUUUCAAGGCUAGGAAUCUGACGCGACCAACCUGGCUUAAACGCAACACUGGCGCCAAGAAGGGUGACGUAACUGGUGAUGAGGCAGACGAGGCCGACGGUCGGGGAGGUGCUAAGGGUUCGGGAGCUGAAUCAGGAGCUCCUUCGACCACACCAGAGAUUGCUGAUGAGGGACCAGAACCUGACAAGCCUGCACAUACAGCAACAACGGCGGGAGCGGCUCCAGGGAUGCCUGGACAUGUGCACGACAGCGAAUGUGCGGGAUCUUGUCCAGGAGAUGGCAACUGUAACGGAGCAGGCGGAGCAGAGUCUUGUGCCGGUUGCCCUUCGUAUAACCAACAUCAAGCGAGCCGCCAGCAUUUGGUUUGCGCCAACUGUCGAACCACCACAACUCCACUCUGGCGCCGCGACAGUAGUGGCAAUACCAUCUGUAACGCCUGUGGAUUGUACUUCAAGCUGCACAACGUUCAUCGACCCGUGACGAUGAAGAGAGCCGUCAUCAAGCGAAGGAAGCGUGUCAACCUCCUGGCCAACUCGCCCCCGCUUGUCGCUACUGUUCCCGAAACGCAGAAAUCAGAACAAGACUCACAGGCACCAGCCCAAGGACAGGGAGCACAACAGCAGUCGACACCAAAGCCUCUUCAACGUCCUCCAAAGACCAAGCAACCCAAGACGACAUCUGAACCUUCUGCACCGCCAACUGCAUCUGACCUUGAACCCAACGACAAUGACCCUCAAGAACAGAAGCAAGGUCGCGCCGCCACCAAACGCCGGAAAGUUCAAAGUUCGAUUGCGCCCCGUGGGGUCCCGGCGAUCGAGGACUUUAUCCAGCCCAAUCGAUCGGCCAAUGGACAGACAGAGUGGCUUCGUCAGGACCCUGGUGUUGCGGAAGCACACCGCAGCGUUUCACCUAUCGAGAACAUUGGAAGAGGACAAAGUGAUGAACAUGGCCAUCAUUACAGUCACAGCUCGUCGUACAGCCAGGUGCCGCCCUUGUCGCGUCCGCAGGAGCAGAAUGGAUCGAGCCACGACCAAUCCUCUCAGCAGCGGCCGUCGUCAUCGUCUCCAGGACAUUCACAGCAGCCUUCGCGAUAUCUUUACAAUGUGCACCAAGGAAACGGGCAGUAUCAGUCGUCACAGUCGAUGACUAUGUCGCGUUAUCCCAUGCACUCGCUGCCUCCUCCUCCCCCAUCAAGAAGCCAACGUCAGUCACCGCCUCAUUCUUCACACUCUCCUCACCACGGUCAGCAUUUGCCUCCUCCACCACAACAGCAUCCUCAACACCACCAGCAUUCGCAAAAUCAUUACCAGCACGAGCAGCAUCAUCCGGACGACAUCACCAUGCAGGGCUACCAGGGACUGCACGGGCCUCGAAGUGGUCACAUGGACGAUUCUAUGCACUCUUCCCAGUACUCUGCUCCUUCGUCUGGUUGGAACCACCGUUUGCCUGGAUAUGCCACAGUGUCCUCGAACACCUUCAGCACUCGCCUCUCGUCGAUCGGUAUUGUGCACUCGUCGGGACCAAGCCCCAACUCCCCUCCAGGAUAUCCACGACAGGAGCCCACCAGCCCUUAUGCGCAUUCCCAGUCGAUGCGGCCACUGGGUCUUGACUCUUAUGGAUCAAGCUCUUCAGGAACUUCCGGUGGUCGGGAUGGCAGAAGUGGGUAUGGUAGCUCAUAUCACCACGGGCUGUCAUCGAUUUUAAACCCUAUGCGCGGCAACAACUCUCGAGAGAGCGAUAACGAAGACGGAUCAGCCCAUUUGCCACCUAUUUCGAUGCCCUCGUCCAACACUCAGCACCAGCUGCUUCCUAGAGCGUCCGAGAUUUUGCACCAGCGUCAAGAGUCUUCUGGACCUCACCACUCGCAUCAUUAUUCUUCGUACUCGCAACAACAACAACAACAGCAGCAGCAGCAGCCCCCACGACACUCGUCACCACCACCGCCUCCAACGUCUUCGGCGGCUGCGCCUUCUGGUGGCCUUCCCAACACGGAAGUCUUGCAGCAGACUCGAGAGGAUCUGCAGAGAGAGGUGUCGCAUCUGUCAAUGCUUCUGGGCCGUGCAGCCGCCGUGUUGAAUGGACUAGACCAAGCAUUAGGGCCCAACAAUGCUAGUGGCGGCGCAGGAGGCGAGGCAGACGCGAAAACAAACCCUUUGGCAGCGCUUGCAGCCUUGGGCGCAUUGCCAACGGAUGUGAAGACUAGCUCUGCGCUAGCUAGUCUAAUGGCAUUGAGUGCUUCUGGAGACGAAAGAGGAGCUCCAGGUAAUGGUGGUGGUGCAGUGUCUAUUACUGCGACGGCAGGAUCAGUAGUCAGCUCGGGAAGUGCAUCAGGUCCACCACUUUCUUCAGCUGGCUCUGGGCCAUCGCCGCGUGAUACGUAUGGUCAUACCAAUGCAUCCAUCCCCCCACCACCACCACUUUCCAACCACCACACCCACAUGUCCUAUCCUCUCCCUCGUCGUGAAUAA